Messenger RNA from Periophthalmus magnuspinnatus, 2279 nucleotides. It is a transcript of the gene alad, whose product is annotated as aminolevulinate dehydratase. Gene Ontology annotation, molecular function: porphobilinogen synthase activity; DNA binding; zinc ion binding. NCBI's taxonomy places the organism in Eukaryota, Metazoa, Chordata, Actinopteri, Gobiiformes, Gobiidae. The record is from RefSeq and is a predicted model, not a curated record. Gene Ontology annotation, biological process: heme biosynthetic process. Gene Ontology annotation, cellular component: cytosol. The coding region runs from base 108 to 1946 and encodes 612 amino acids. The transcript has 16 exons.
AUCGAUACUUCCGUGUUGCAGACUGCUGUGGCCUCGAUCCCCUCAGCCUUAAAACACUCGUGCUUUUACUCAUUUGUCGUGUUUUUUCAUUGAAUAUCUUCAUCAGCAUGGCUACAGGAGCUCUCUACACAACUGUGCCAGAACUACAAUCCGAUCCUGAUUUUUUGGUGCCAGUUCGAGCUUCAAACAAAGUGAAGGGCGAGCGCAAAAGGAGCGUAGUGUGGCAUUAUUUCACGCGGCAGAACAGCGGAGAGGCCACGUGCGAUACCUGCUUAAACACGGUGAGGAGCUGCGGAAACACCACCAACCUGGUCAAACAUCUGCGCCUCAAACACACCGCCGAGUACGAGAGGUUCCUCCUGCAGCGAUCCGAGCAGGAGCAGGGGCCCGCCGCCAGAGGGAGCCAGAGCAGCGCGCAGGCGGAGGAGCGCGGGGCUGAGGGCAUCGCGGAGGGCAUCGCGGAGGGCAUCACGGAGGGAGACCACGUGUACGAUAAUGAGGAGAUAGAGUUUGGUUCUUUCGGUGUCAGCCAGGUGUCUCCUCGAGAGAGGAAAUUCCCCGGCGACCGUAAAAGGAGCGCGGUGUGGAGGUACUUUACGCGUCAUAUCAACGGAGACACCACCUGCGACGUGUGCCUGAACCCCGUGAGGAGCUGCGGAAACACCACCAACCUGGUCAAACAUCUGCGCCUCAAACACAGAGUCGAGUACGAGAGGUUCAUGGUGCAGCGAUCUGAGCAGCAGCUAGGGGGCGCCCUCACUUAUGAGCAGGUGAUCUUAGACGGGGACCCGAGCUCCUCUGAAGUGUGCCAGAUCUCUGGCCCAGGACUGGUGGAUGAUCCUGUGGUGGGCAGAGGCCGGAAGAGGAAGCGUCAGUCCCGGAACAGCGUGAUCCUGCUGGACAGUCUGGGAUCAGGGUCCGGGGACGGGCUGAUCUCCUUCAGACUGAACAUGCAGACUCCAGCAGACUCCAUACUCCACAGCGGGUACUUCCACCCCACACUGCGCACAUGGCAAACCUGCAACACGGAGCUGAGGCCCGACAACCUCAUCUACCCCAUUUUUAUCACAGACAAUGAAGACGCAAUAGAACCUAUCGGGAGUCUGCCAGGACAGUCCAGAUAUGGGGUGAACCGAGUGGAGGAGUUGCUGCAGCCGCUGGUGCAGAAAGGCCUUAAGUGUGUGCUCAUCUUUGGGGUCCCAGCCAAAGUGGAGAAGGACGAGCGUGGCUCCGGAGCAGACGCCCCGGACACUCCCGCGGUCAUCGCCGUGAGGAAGAUCAGAGCUGUGUUUCCGGAGCUGCUGGUGGCCUGUGACGUGUGCCUCUGCCCCUACACCUCACACGGACACUGUGGGAUCCUGAAUGAAGAUGGCACUCUGAACAAUGACGCCAGCUGUCUGCGCCUGGCCGAGGUGGCACUGGCCUACGCUCAAGCAGGGGCCCACAUCAUCGCCCCCUCGGACAUGAUGGACGGACGGGUCAGGGCCAUCAAGCAGUUCCUCCUCGGCAACGAAAUGGGAAACAAGGUCUCAGUGCUGAGCUACAGUGCCAAGUUCGCGUCCUGUUACUACGGCCCCUUCAGAGAUGCUGCUCAGUCCAAGCCUGCGUUUGGAGACAGACGGUGUUAUCAGCUGCCCCCUGGAGCCCGCGGCCUGGCCCUCAGAGCUGUGGAGCGUGACGUGAGGGAGGGGGCAGACAUGGUCAUGGUCAAACCUGGACUGCCCUACCUGGACAUCGUCAGAGAGGUCAAAGACAAGUUCCCUUCACACCCGCUGGCCGUGUACAAUGUCUCCGGUGAGUUUGCGAUGAUGUGGCACGGAGCGCAGGCCGGGGCGUUCGAGCUGAGGGCCGCCGUGAUGGAGGCCAUGACUGCGUUCAGACGAGCAGGAGCGGACAUCAUUAUCACGUACUACACGCCGCAGCUGCUCGACUGGCUGCAACAGUGAAGAUCUCAACAAACGCACCCAAGACGUUUUUUAUGUAAUUUUAGGGUUUUUUAUGACUAUUUUUGCUUUUGAGGAGAACAAAACAAAGCUGUGAUUGUCAAAGGGAGCCGUUCUGUACAAUCAUUUUUAGAGCUUUCAGUGUUAAUCUGUUACACGGUAUUUUAAUGAACUAUUCGUGUUAAGGGCUACUGUCGUCAAGCCAAGAAUGUAAAUGACUUGUUUUGUCCUGGUUAGUCAAAAAAUAUGCUGGUAUUGUAUUAUAGCUGUGAUGAUUUAGAUGUGAUUAUGUGGCCUCUGUAUGGACCAAAUGAAAUAAAUCCAUCUGAACAGCAG